This is a messenger RNA of Anisakis simplex (herring worm), 123 nucleotides long. The record is from the annotation of a GenBank genome assembly. Lineage: Eukaryota; Metazoa; Nematoda; Chromadorea; Rhabditida; Anisakidae.
GAGAAAAAAUUGGCCGAUAUGCCGAAAGCAAGUGAGGGAUAUGGUGGGAAAUUCGGUGUUCAGAAGGAUCGAAUGGAUAAAGUGAGUGCUUUAAUGCAGUCUAGUUUGUGUAAAAUCCAUUGA